AUGGGAAGGGGGAAAACAGAGAUGGGAAGGAUAGAAAAUGCAACAAGUAGACAAGUAACAUUUUCAAAGAGAAGAAAUGGUAUACUGAAAAAAGCUUAUGAACUUUCUGUACUCUGUGAAGCUGAAAUUGCUCUUAUCAUCUUCUCACCAACAGGAAAACUCCGUGAAUUCUCCAGCAGCUCUACCAGUAUGCAAAACACGAUCGAGCGCUACCAGAAACACGAUGCAGAUGUAAAAGAAAAUUCACAGGAGCUAAGACCAUUCCAGCGCUCCUUUUCCCCAGUUGUGGCAUUUGUUUCUUCUAUAAGAUGA
This is a messenger RNA of Papaver somniferum (opium poppy), 312 nucleotides long. Its product is annotated as agamous-like MADS-box protein AGL14. Gene Ontology annotation, molecular function: DNA-binding transcription factor activity, RNA polymerase II-specific; protein dimerization activity; RNA polymerase II cis-regulatory region sequence-specific DNA binding. The transcript is spliced from 3 exons. NCBI's taxonomy places the organism in Eukaryota, Viridiplantae, Streptophyta, Magnoliopsida, Ranunculales, Papaveraceae. Gene Ontology annotation, biological process: positive regulation of transcription by RNA polymerase II. The coding region runs from base 1 to 312 and encodes 103 amino acids. The record is from RefSeq and is a predicted model, not a curated record.